UAUUGAUCAUAAAUGGAACCUAACAACAUAGACUUCAUGUUUGCGAAGAAAAAGAAGAAGAAAACCGUCUUUGAACGCUUCCACCAGGAGAAAGAGAAAAGAAUGUUUGAUAGCAAGAAAGAUCAGGCGAUUCUUCUCAUCCAGAACUUCUGCAGGAGUUAUCUCAGUAACACUCAUGUUUUUGAAUCGAUUACCAUGAGCGAGAAGGUAGCUUGCACUGAACCCCAUUGUAAAUAAGCUUGCUGAGAAGAUGUCUAAGUAUAAGUGCAAAUGUAUCUUCUCUAAGAAGUUGAAAAUGAUAGAAAAACUUGAGCAAAAGAACAAAUCAAAAAUUAGUAUAAAGAUCAUCCUGAAGCUUCUCAGUGAAUUUAAUCUACUAGCACAGGUUGCUCCUAGACCAAUUCAGUAUAAUAAAUUAAGGAAGAAAGUACGCAGGUUUGGUGGAACCACCUCUACUUUGAAGAGGACUGAGAUUAUGUACUCAGGAGAACUGUUAGAAAUGCUCAGAUUUCUUCAGGAAACUGGAGCUGAAGACCAAUACACUGAUUUACAAAAUAGUAAACUUUAUCUAAUUUGUGAGAGAAUACUCAGGAUUUCAGACCAAUCUAGCAAGGAAGCUCAAGAGCAGAGAAUUACCAGUUUUAAAUUCCUUAAAGAUUUUAUUUCUAAUCUGCUUGAUAACUUCGAAACGAUGAAUACUCAAAUCAGAUGACAGAUUAUAAAAUUCUUAUUUCAGACAACUCAGAUUAUGAAAGUGCUGAUAUUUGAAAACACUGAGGAAAAUUUGAUGAAUAAGGAAGCUUUCCUCGUCCUCAUAGUCCAAUUGUUACAACCUCUUGACAAGCUAUAUAAGAUGCUGAGAAACUGUAUCCUUAUGAACACAAAAGGGUUGACUGACCUGACAGUGAGCCAUAGAUGGAUGAUUUAUCAUUCAAUAAUUCUAUCAAAGAACUUAUUUACCUUGUUCCAGUCCCAAAAUGAUCUGGAGAGGAAGGCUGAGAAGGAGGAUAAGCUCAUUCCUCCGAUUAAAUCUAACCUGAGAUAUGACUCACUUGUAUUCCUGAAUGAAGCCUUUGUGAAUGAGAUCAUAUCUAUCCCAAGAGUUGGUAGUUUCAUGUAUGUGAUGCUGAAGAAAGAGAAUUUUGAUAACGACGAUGAUGAAAAUGAAGCUAAAUGUUACAAGCAAAUGCUUGGCCAGAUUGAUGAUUUAAACUUUAAGAAUCUGUUUAAUUCUUUUUAUUUCUCAAAAGAAUCCAGGAUUACUGAUGAAAAUCCGUAUGAAGAAGAGAAGAUCGAAACUAAAUCUGAAAGUGAAGGAAAUUUGCUUGCUGAGAGCAUGAAAAGCGAGAAGAAAAUGUUCAUUUUUGCCAAUAUUUUUGUACUUUUGAAUAAAUAUUUCAUCAAAGUAGAGCACAAUAGCAUUCCUUCCGCAUUGAUUGUGCUUGAUAAGACAGUUAUCCAUUUACCAGCAAAGUUAUUCUCAGAAGAAGAGAAUUACUUAGAUAGUAAUUUCAACAUGUUCCUCUUGAAAAAUCAACUAAAUUACUUAGUGGACUCAAGUACAGUGAGGAAGCUAUUCUCCCUAGUACUCCCUCAAGACAAUGUUUCAGAAAGUGAUAUGGAUUCAGGCAGCUAUAAAGAGACUAACCCUAGCUCUGUGAUGUCUCUUUGUAAGAUAUAUGCUAUGCUAAUGAUGCUAUCACUUAAGAGCCCGAGCUUAAUGCUGAACGAGAAGCAUCUGAAUUUCUCAGACAUCAUCUCAAUAGGGCUUGCUUUCAAGCCUGAUUUGUUGUACUCCCUUUGGAACUUUAUUAACUUAUACUUUGACCCUGAAAAUUACUCUCAUAAAGAAGAGAGUAACAAGAAGGAGUAUAACAUGUACGCAUACCUAAUUUGUAUCUUCAGUCAGUCUAUCAUCAGAAAUCUGUGGAUUUCUUCUAUUGAAGACUUUAACAGAGAAACAAAGUUCUCGAAGCAUGACGUCAUAAGAAUUGUGGCUGUCCUUAAGCAGUUUGUAGUAGAUACAAUUCUUUCAGAGAGAAUUAGAUUUGAGCUUGACAAGUUCAUCUUAAUGACCUGCUCAUCUCUUCUCAGGCUACUUUUUGAUAUGUUCAUUAAUGAGCUUGAAGAUGAUGAUAUGGAGGAUGACCUAUUCCAUAUUAAGGAUAUUGCCUGGGAAACAAUCACUGAGGAAGAUCAUCUUAGUGAGAAUAUAGUUGAACUGAUCCAUACUAUCCCAGAAUGAGUUCCUUUCAGAGUCAGAGCUAUUCUAUUCAACCAAUAUGUCUCAAAUGAGAGAUAUAAGUAUAAAGGCAAUCGCUACAGGUUGAAGAUUAAUAGAGAUGAAAUCUUUGAGGAUGGGUUCCAGACUCUUUCCCAAGUUGAAGACCUCAGAGGCACCUUAAUAAUCACAUUUGUAAAUCACUACGGUAUUGAAGAGGAAGGGCAAGAUGCUGGAGGUAUCUUCAAGGAGUUCUUAGUUGAAAUAUCGAAGAUCAUAUUUGAGCCAAACUUUGGAUUCUUCACAAAAACUGAAAUAGAUGAAGACCUCUAUCCAAAUCCUCACAAUUCAUUAUUUGAGCAUCUUUCAGAAGAUACGAUUUUGCAAUAUUAUAAUUUCUUCGGGAAGAUUCUUGGAAAAGCAAUGUUUGAUGGAAUCCUGAUCGAGCCAAAAUUUGCCAAAUUCUUCUUGAAAAAGCUAGCGAACAAGAGUAACAUGAUUUCAGACCUGAAAUCUCUUGAUAAAGAUCUCUUUAAGAACUUGAACUUCUUAAAAACUUAUGAGGGAAGUUUUGAAGACUUGUGAUUAGAUUUCUCCUGACAGGAAAAGGAUGAAAUCACAGGUGAAAUGGUUACCCACAAUCUCGUUCCUCAUGGUUCAGACAUCCCUGUCACCAGAGAGAAUAGGUUCAAGUAUGUAUACUUAAUGAUGGACUUCAAGCUUAAUAGAAGGAUUAUUGAUAAGCUUAAUGCAUUUUGUAAAGGAUUCCACUCUAUCAUCCCUGUAUCUUAUCUUAAAUUAUUCACUGAAGAUGAAAUCCAGAAAUUGAUCUCUGGAACCUCAUCAACAAUCAACGUUGCUGAAUGGAAGAAAUAUACAAAAUAUGUAGGAGGAUUCAAGCCCAGCAGUAAGAUGAUCAGGAUGUUCUGGAAAGUAGUAGAAAAUAUGCCAGAAAAAGAAAAGUCCCUCCUUAUGAGAUUCGUUACUAGUUGUCCUAGACAGCCCUUGAUGGGUUUCAAAUACAUGGAACCUCCAUUCACCAUUUCAAAGGUAGAAUCAGUGAAGGACUCCAAGUUACCUUCAGCGCAGACAUGAUUUAAUAUCCUAAGACUCCCCUACUAUUCUUCAGAAAAGAUGAUGUACGAGAAGAUACUGAUAGCGAUAAAGUCUGGAGCUGGAUUUGAAAUGGCAUAAGUAUAUCUAAGGUUCAAU
Molecule: messenger RNA, 3433 nt
Organism: Moneuplotes crassus
Lineage: Eukaryota; Ciliophora; Spirotrichea; Euplotida; Euplotidae
Source: the annotation of a GenBank genome assembly